AUGGCAUCCAAGAAUAACCACUUCGUGCUACCGGACAGUACACCAAGAUCUAGCAAAUUGACCAUCAACAUAGCCGGGUUCCGUGUGCACCUUUACGGGGUCCAGGAAUUAUCUGCCCAACAGCGGGAGGACACCACCGUCUUGUUCCAUAUCCACGGCCGGACAAGAACGUAUAAAGACGCCGAACCAGUUGCCCACCAACUUCUGUAUGGAAUGAGAGAAAGGGGAGACUCCAACAGAGGCCUCGUUGUGGCGACGUUCGAUAAUCGCAACCACGGUGACAGAACAUCAGGACUGGAAAGGGGGCAAUAUCCAGCAUGCGUAUGGACACCGUGGCAACUUGGAUCAGAUCAACAGCUGACGGUAUACAGACAAGACAUGUUGUCCACGAUUGUCAUGAAAUACCUGGCGUCUUAUGUCGAUGGCAUUUUCCAUCCGACCCAGUUCAUAGUGACCGGGGUCUCCCUGGGAGGCCACAUCACAUGGAACAUGCUCGCCGAGGAACCUUCCAUUGCUGGUGCUAUUAUCAUCGUCGGAUCACCAAACCUCACUGAUAUGCUCGUGGAGCGCCUGGGAUACGCCUCCCUAUCCGACAUACCACAAAACACGAAGGAGUGGCCGAGGUCCAUCGAAAGUCUAUAUCGAGAGCGUGACCAGGCACUCGAAAAGAUAGUGGGCAAGAAGAUUCUAAUAUUGAAUGGGGCUCUUGAUACUCUGGUCCCCAGCAAAUUCACAGAUCCCUGGGUUGCUAAGUACGCGCACCAGAACGACGUCAAGUUUAUCGUUCAGGAAGAUUGUGGGCAUGUUUUGUCAUUUCGCAUGAUGGAGGAGGUUGUGGAAUGGGUAGCGCAGAUAUUGGUAUAG
Messenger RNA from Aspergillus oryzae RIB40, 864 nucleotides. RefSeq names its product alpha/beta hydrolase family protein. Lineage: Eukaryota; Fungi; Ascomycota; Eurotiomycetes; Eurotiales; Aspergillaceae. The record is from RefSeq and is a predicted model, not a curated record. The transcript has 3 exons. Bases 1 to 864 code for a protein of 287 amino acids.